Messenger RNA from Brassica rapa (field mustard), 2121 nucleotides. RefSeq lists its product as uncharacterized. The record is from RefSeq and is a predicted model, not a curated record. Lineage: Eukaryota; Viridiplantae; Streptophyta; Magnoliopsida; Brassicales; Brassicaceae. Gene Ontology annotation, molecular function: zinc ion binding; nucleic acid binding.
AUGAACAAUGGAUGGGGAUUUCUUGUUGAUGAAGAAAAAGGAGGCAGGUUACUUACUUUGGACACAAGUUCAAGCUUUGAAAACCUAAAGGCUAUGGUGUGUGAAGACUUUGGAAUUGAUGUAAACAUGGUCAAUAUAGAGCUGAGUUAUUUACCUUCCGAUUUGAUCAAUAGCAUCUACUCACCCCCUGUUAUCAUCACCAGUGAAAGACAAGUUCGAAAUUUUCUUACAUAUGUAAAGAACAAAGCUUCGACGCAGUUGUGUGUGAGUACUCAAGCCUCUAACAUAGCGGAAGAAGGUAGUGAGUCGCCUAACAGAGAGGAAGCGCUUAUGGAGUCUGACGAUUCAAGUGAUAUGGAUUCAGAACAAGAUGUUGAGGUACCUGACAGUGAAGAUGACAAAAAGUGUGACAAAGAAAAGAUCAAUGAAGAUGGUGUUCGCUUUUCUUUGGUGGAUGUUGUGAAGAAGGGUCAAUCUUUUACUUCCAAAACACUUUUGAAGGCAGCAUUCGAAAUAUGUGCAAUGAAAAAUAAUUUCGACUACGUGGUUGUCAGAUCGGAUAAAAAAGUAUGGUACAUUCGUUGCUCAGAUGAUGACUGCACAUGGCGUGUUCGUGCAGAGGGUUUAACAGGCUCAUCGUAUUUUAUCAUCAAAAAGUAUGUACCUGAUCAUUCAUGUGCUGCCUCCAAUAGGAAGGGUUCUGUUAGGACAGUUUCAGCAAAAACAGUGGGUACUCUGAUCAUGCAUAAGUAUGAAACUGCUAAAGAAGGACCGAGAUCGGAUGAUAUAAUCCAGUAUAUGCGUAUGGUAUAUGGAGUUGAGAUAUCCUAUUCUUUGGCGUGGGAUGCACGUGAAUAUGCAAUCAACGCAGUUAAAGGUAUUCCGGAGAAAGGUUAUGAAAAAAUUCCUAAAUACUUGCAUAUGAUGAAGGAAGCUAAUCCAGGGUCACACACAUUUUAUGAAAGGGAUACAAAAGGGAGAUUCAAAUACCUCUUCAUCUCGUUUGGUCAGAGUAGCAAAUACAAAGGAGUAUUACUAGUUGCUACAGCAUUAGAUGGAAACUCGAGUUUAUAUCCUAUUGCCUUUGGAGUUGUCGACUCAGAGAAUGACCUCGCGUGGAACUGGUUUAUGAGACAACUUAAUAUGGUCAUUGCUGACGACCAUAGUUUAGCUUUUGUGUCUGAUAGGAAUUCCUCAAUUGCUAAAGCUAUUGCGAGAGUGUACCCGCAAGCUCAUCAUGGAAUUUGCAUUCACCACUUGCUGAAUAAUGUUGUAACAUAUUUCAGCGGGAAAGGUGUGGCUGGUUUGGUUGCUAAGGCUUCUAAAGCUUAUCGAGCUGCUGAUUUUCGUAAGGUCUUCACUGCUAUUUUCGCUAUUAGUCCUGAAAUUGGACAGUAUCUCAUAGAUGCCGAUGUGAGGAAGUGGGCUCGUUGUCAGUUUCCGGGUUACAGAUAUGAUAUUAGGACUACUAACCCUGCGGAGUCGAUAAAUGCAGCUUUGCGUACGCCUAGAGAGUUUCCAGUGAUACCUUUGUUGGACAGCAUUAGGGAAAUGAUGACUCGAUGGUUUUUUAAACGUAGAACUUUAAGUUCUAAGCAUUCGAAGCCACUAACCAUUGCUGUGGAGAAGAAGAUUGACAGAAGGAUUGAGAAGGGUAAGACAUUUAAGGUGUUUCCCGUUAGCGAUCAUAGGUUUUUAGUUCAAGGUGACACUUUCGACUGCUCGGUAGACUUGGUCAGACGCACGUGUUCAUGUGGGAAAUUCGAUCUGAUGAAAAUCCCAUGCAGGCACGCCAUAAAAGCAGGCUUCAGUGUUGGAAUAAGACCACACACACUCACAGACGACAUGUACACUACUGCCUCAUGGCGCUCGGCUUAUGAAGAAAGCAUAAAUCCUAUUAGCGUCCCUGAAGAUGCAUGGAAACUCCCAUCUCAUGUGGAGAAGUCAAAAAUGCUUCCUCCAGAGAGUAGACGAGCUGCGGGUAGGAGAAAGAAACGCAGAUACGAGACAGCCGAAGAUAAGAUCCGUUCGUCACAAGGAACUCAACGCUCUACAGUUCGGAAAUGCAGUCGAUGUGGGAUUGAAGGUCACAACAGGAGAACAUGUGAUUUAGCAAUAUAA